Molecule: messenger RNA, 1809 nt
Organism: Arxiozyma heterogenica
Lineage: Eukaryota; Fungi; Ascomycota; Saccharomycetes; Saccharomycetales; Saccharomycetaceae
Exons: 1
Coding region: 1-1809 (602 amino acids)
Biological process (GO): phosphatidylinositol phosphate biosynthetic process
Cellular component (GO): plasma membrane
Molecular function (GO): 1-phosphatidylinositol-4-phosphate 5-kinase activity
Source: RefSeq, a predicted model, not a curated record
AUGGAGGUGAACCAGUCAUCUCAGCGUAACGAUCUACCUAUUAAUAAGUCAAAUUCAGUAUUAGCUUCAAGUUUUCAAUCAGAUAAUGGUCAAAGGUCAGAAGAGUCGUCUUUAGCAGUGUUACAUGGGAGCUUUGCACCCAGUAAUAUAAAUAGACGAUUUUCUAUAAGUUCCACUCCUCUAUCAUAUUAUAAAAAUAUACCAGCUCUUAAUGAUGAUAGUAUGAUCAAACUAAAUAAGAUUGUCACUUCCCUGCCAGAUGUAGAUUGUUCAGUUUAUGGAUUUUGCAAGAAUCAAAAAUAUGUUAAUAAAGUCAAUCCUAAUAACAAUAAUAGUAGUGAAUAUCCUAAUAAAAAUACUAUAAAAACCACAUCUCUAAGUGAUAUACGAAAGAAAAUAUCAAGUAAAUGGCCAUCUCAAUUGAAUAGGAGAUUGACACAAGAAUCUAUUAUAUCUAAUUUCCCCUUUAAAGCAUCUGCACAUAGAUCACAGAUUUUUCCUGUUGUAGAUACAGACACUUUGAUAUCCAACACUGCAGACGAACCAGUUUAUGGAUCGUCAAUAUCAACAGCCCCAACAGUUCAUACUGUAUCAAAGUCUAAAUCUAAAUCUAAAUCAGAGUUGUUAGCUAGUGCCUCGGCAAGAAAAGUAAUCCAGAAGACUAGAAGUCAAAACAAAAAUGAUCGUGGUUCAAUCUACUCUAUGUCUGAUCCUAUUGGCCGUAGAAUUAAUGAAAAUGAUAUGAAUUUUAAUAUUGUUCGUAGUAUGUUGACUGGGAUUAGAGUGUCAUGUGAAUCAAUAACAUCUAAUUCUUCAAAAUACUCCACCAAUUCUAUCGAUAAAUAUUUUUUUGAUACAAAUGGUAAUUUUUUGGGGGAGAAUAUAAAAUCUUUUGAAUCAUUUGGAUUUGAAUUUAAAGAUUAUUUUGGCUCCAUUUUUUUAAAGAUAAGAAAUACUUUUAAUGUAGGUACUAAAGAAUAUUUGGAAUCAUUGACUUCGAAAUAUGUAUUAAAUGAAUUAAAUUCACCAGGUAAAAGUGGAUCAUUCUUCUAUUUUUCCAAAGAUUAUAAAUAUAUUAUUAAAACUAUCCAUCGCAAUGAACAUAUUCAUUUAAGAAAAUAUUUAAGUACAUAUUAUAAAUACAUUAAGGAUAAUCCUAAUACAAUGAUUUGCCAAUACUAUGGAUUACAUAGAGUAAAAUUACCAAGGUCUUUUAAAAAUAGAAUACAAAAUCGUAAAAUUUACUUGGUGGUAAUGUAUAAUGUUUUUCCCCCAUGGAUUAAAAUGGAUUUAACAUAUGAUUUAAAAGGGUCCAAAUUUGGUAGAUACACGGAUGUGUGUAAUCAAAAUAGUGAAAAUGAUAUUAGGAAAGAUUUGAAUUGGAUCCAUGAGGGUAAAAAGUUGACAUUUAACGACAGCGAAGUAAAAACAAAUUUUCUAAAUCAGCUAUGGAAGGAUGUCAAUUUAUUGGCUAGUAUGAAUACUAUGGACUAUUCGUUGUUAGUUGGAAUCCAUUUUAAGAAUAACUCUCAUACAUUAAAGACAACUGAUAUGCCAUCAUUAUUAUCCAUUGAUAUAAAGCAUGUAAACAAUUCAAUAUCUAACAAUGAUUUAAUCUAUUUUGUUGGUAUUAUUGAUUGUUUAACAGACUAUUCUAUUAUUAAAAAAUUAGAGACCAUAGUACGUUCCAUUAACCAUAAACCUAGCAAUAUUAGCGCUACUCCACCUUACUAUUAUGCAUUGAGAUUAUAUAAAUUUAUUGCAUUUUCUAUAGAAGUAAAACACGUUGAUAAUAAUAAUAGUACAUAG